AUGCAGUUCUGUCCUAUGUCGUCCUCAACACCAAAGACGCCGCGCGAGAUUUCACAACGAUCGAUCACCGAAACGAAAGUAUAUCUUUCCGUUGAAUAUCCCAGCAAAACUGUGCGAAAGGAAUUAAACGAUGACCUUGCAGUUCUUGGAAAGGCGAUUGCCUCCGGUUUCGAACAGCGCAUUGCCAAAGCAAUACUGAAGAAUGUUAAACUGAAGAAAAUUGUCGUGGAAAAAGUUCUCCAGCUAAUGACGUCGCAAAUUAAUGGUAUCUGUAGCAGAAAACAACCUUCCAUGUUAAGAGCCAACACAAAGGAAGAGAUUGUAAACUUCGAUUUCGAGAAACUGUGUCUUGAAUGGAAAGAAAGAGCGCCUAUCUUCUAUGCCUUUCUAAUGACAUGUGCUACAACUACUCGAAAGGAGAUUGCUCCAGAAUGGCUUCCUAGCAUAGCAGUCGCAGGGUCGAUCCUGUUAAAGCAGCGAAACUCACACAUGAAUGGCUGUGCAACAGUUCUUGGAAUCCUUAUCAAAUCACGAUCUUUGGAGGUAAGACAAGUCAUAGAUUAUUUUGCAUCUACAAGGGCUUUUGAAAGUCGAGUUAAAACUAACUUGAUUAAUUGUUUAAUAUUAAUUAAAUCAGCUGUAAAAGUGUUUCAUAUAGUUUUGUUUCAUACAGACAUUUAUCAGUUACACAUUAGAUUUUGUUUGAAUCAAGGGUUAAGGAAGGUGAAUUCUUUGUUUUUUGGCUAUCAGUGUGACGAGGGGUCUUGGCAUUGUUAUUCUUAAUUAUUCAUGAACCUUCAGAUAUUAAUAUUUCUUAAUACUUGUAGAUUUUUUAGGACAAACAAUAUAAUCAAAAUUUUGAUCUCUUGCUCUUUUGUUACAAGGCAACCUUUGGCAGAUUAUCCAAGAUGAAGGUCACCUGUUCAGCCGCAAAAGUUCGUGCAAAAUUUGAUGUGUUAGGUGAAAAUCAUGGUCAGGAAAUUCUGGACUUACAAAAGAAAAUGUCCAAUGAGGAGGAAGUUGUACUAGAACACACAAGGAAGGUAGUGGCAAUUACUGGCAGUUGCAGUUCAAAUGAACAUCCAUGUACCCAGCAGUGUGCUGAUGAUGCUACAAAAGCCAAAUUUGAACUAAAACAAGCUAAGAAGAACAUGCAUCCUGGUUUUGCUAUUGCGUUUGAUAAUAUUGAUGGAAAGCGUGAGUGCAGACAUAUGACCAAGGACAACCAAAACUUGGAUUUUCAUUGGGUCAAUCACAAGAUAAUAAUGAACAGAGUUUCUGGAGGUUGUCUUGAGACUUCACCAAGGGACAUUACUUCCCUUUCAAAUCUUAAAUUGUUUCCCACUGUCGACGAUCAGAAGUUUCAGCGUCACAACUACACAGUUUUGAUAUCAAGAGUUCUUGUGGAGCAUUUAGAUUGUUUUUCAGCUCUCAAGGAUGUGUGUGUAUUCCAUAUUCCUCACAAGUAUUCCAAUGAGAUGGCCAAAAGUCAGAAGUUGUAAGUUUUUCUUUUUUCCUUUGGGUACUUUCAUGUUGCUUUCUGCUUUUGUACUGAUUUUCAAAGUUUUCCCCUUUAAUAUCUGCUUUCAUGCAUCAUGAAUGAAGCAAUUCAAUUUUAGUCACAACAAUUACUUGUGACUAUUUAACUGUAAAUGUGUGGCCACAUCGAAAUAUACAGUUGCACCUCGCUAACCCACUGAAAAGCCUGGUGGUAAUAGAGGGGUUUGGAACACAGGACUAGGUGUGAAAUUUUUUAUGUAACUUCCAGAUAGUUUAGUACCAGAAUAAUAAGAUUGGUAUAGAUGUUUCCUGUAGCCAAGUAAAUAAUGUGCACAGCCUCUGAUAUCAUGUAAAAUAUUAUACUGUAUAUUUCAAUGAAAUUUCCUGUCAAAUUAUACUCUCAUGAUAACAUAACUGCGGUGUGAAAAACAUUUAUGGGGGACUAUUAUUUGAGUAAUAUACAACAGGAUAAUUAAUUUGCUUUGAAUAAGCUAAGGCUGAUUGAAAGAGCAAGUAAGUUCUGAGUUUCAGCUGUAAUAAGGUAUUAUUUUCCCCUAAAGUUUCAAGUGAGUCACUUUCCUAUUUAGUAAAGCAAUGGCAAUGAACAAUAACAAAUUAACAUAGGAUUUUAAUGGUGAAUUUUAAAUGUGGUAAUGUCAAUAAAUUAUUCAUUUCAGCUUCCAAUGGGUGUGUUAUUUAAAAAUGAAAACCUGA
Molecule: messenger RNA, 2214 nt
Organism: Porites lobata
Lineage: Eukaryota; Metazoa; Cnidaria; Anthozoa; Scleractinia; Poritidae
Source: the annotation of a GenBank genome assembly